Messenger RNA from Pelmatolapia mariae (spotted tilapia), 1965 nucleotides. It is a transcript of the gene loxl5a, whose product is annotated as lysyl oxidase-like 5a. The coding region runs from base 1 to 1623 and encodes 540 amino acids. The transcript is spliced from 7 exons. Lineage: Eukaryota; Metazoa; Chordata; Actinopteri; Cichliformes; Cichlidae. Gene Ontology annotation, molecular function: copper ion binding; protein-lysine 6-oxidase activity. Gene Ontology annotation, biological process: peptidyl-lysine oxidation; collagen fibril organization. The record is from RefSeq and is a predicted model, not a curated record.
AUGGAGAAGUUCGUGUUUGUGUUAUUUUACUUAUUUGGUGUUCUGGUGUGUUUGGGCACCGGUCAGCACCAUCUGCGUGCACGUGUUGGACCGUGGUCACACCGGAUUCAGUGGGAGAAUAACGGUCAGGUGUACAGUUUACUGAGCACUGGGACUCAGUAUCGUUUACCAGCACAGACACGGAGACGCGCUCAGCUUCUAUUGAGAGCAAACAACCAAGUGAACCCUCCGGCUGCGUCCAGAACCGGAUCUUGGGAAUUCAACGAACUUAACGGCCAUUUUCAACAAAACGAGCGCAGUCAAAUGGAUGUGUCGGUCUUUGGUGCUGAUGCGGAUCAGUAUAUACUCGCCUCGGGACGACCUGGCACACGCAGUCAGUCCCCACCCCGCAGCCAAACCACCACAGAGGCUGUGGGAUACUCCGGGUCCCUCCGGCCACAGUCUAACAGCAGCUCUUCAGCUCUUACCUCCAUCCAAGAGUUCUCCGGCAGCGGAGUCCCACGAGGAGGCCGUAGUACACUUGGAGAUGAUACAGGUGCACAACGGGCCAGCGCGUCACAGGCAAGAUCGCCGGAUUUUACGCACAGUCGAGGCGGCAGAACCAGGUCCCAGAGCACGGAUUCAACUGUUCGAUCACCUGCCACAUCAAUAUGGGUGACCACGGCAGAGGACGCUGGGAAUGCACGAAGUAUAACCCAGGAGACCACGCUGGGAGACGCUCCCAGUGCGCGUGGUGUGCAAAGAGCGCACACUCUGACCAGAGUCACGCCAGAGUUAAUUGUUUCUCCCACAGCGCUGUACAGCAACGCUGUAGAAUUACAAUUUCCACGUAGAGGGCCCGAUGCCUCACGCACUACAGACGCGAGUGACCCACGAGACCCGCACAGUAUUCAUCACAGGAACUCGGUUUUCUAUAACGUUUACCCACCAGACCGCAGGAACAGGCUGAGUGCGCGCCCUCCACCAGGAACCGGCUACGGGACCAGGUUCUUCCACAACGGUCUUCCAGAUUUGGUUCCUGACCCUUACUACAUCCAAGCAGCCUCGUACAUUCAGAGAGCACAGAUGUAUGCACUUCGCUGUGCCGCUGAGGAGAACUGUCUUUCCAGCUCUGCAUAUCACCCGAGUGUGAGUGACCUCGACUAUCGAGUUCUGCUGCGCUUCCCACAGCGAGUGAAGAACCAGGGAACAGCAGACUUCCUCCCAGUGAGACCAAGGCAUGAGUGGGAGUGGCACAGCUGUCACCAGCAUUACCACAGCAUGGAAGCAUUUAGUAACUACGACCUGCUGGAUGUCUCCACUGGACAGAAGGUUGCUGAGGGACACAAAGCCAGUUUCUGUCUAGAGGACACGUCGUGUGAUGCAGGAGUACGGCGACGCUUUGCCUGCACUACUCACACACAAGGUCUGAGUCCUGGAUGCUAUGACACGUACCACGCCAACAUCGACUGCCAGUGGAUCGACAUCACUGAUGUGCCGCCGGGGAACUACAUACUCAAGGUAACGGUGAACCCCUCUCACCUGGUCGAGGAGUCUGACUUCUCCAACAACGAGGUUCAGUGUGACAUCAGGUACACGGGAAGCUACGUCCAGGCGAGAAACUGCAGGAUCGUUGUGAGCUGACCUGACAGAAGACUGAACAUCUCACAGGCAAACUUGUACUUAAUCUCUUCUUACUGCUCCUAAUGAGCAGCUGCUGAUACCAUCAUCAGUUUGCUUCUAAAUGAAUCUGUAUUUAUAUGAUAUAUUGUAUCCAAAGCCAGGAUGGCUCAAUUUGACCUUUUACUUAUUUAUAUGAAUAUUCAUUUUAAGUGGAUUUUUAAGCAAUGCGAGACUGUGCUGUUAGCUGUUAUUGUGAGACUGACUUGGUGCUUACUGUGGGGAAGCAGUGGUGCUCCAGCUUUCCUCCAUCACAUCUAUUAGGAUUUUGUCAGAGACCAGCAAAUAUACCCUGAAGUAUACAGC